CGAAAACAAACGGUUUCCUAAGUUUAAUAUUCAAUCAUGUCCAAUCCACCUUUGUUUCGUGACCCAUGGGCGAAGAGGGAAGCGUGGCGGAAACACCCUGUGUUCACGAACCGUGCCAUGUUUUCUAGCAUGUUUCCAGGGCUUGGCAUCGCACUAGUAGCAUUUACCGCGUAUGUGGUGGUUGAUAAUUUCUACUCCAAAGCGCAGCCAGGGUCACAGCAGAAGCACUGAAUCAGUUCGGGCGAUGUUGAAAGGAAUUUCUUGGUGUUCCUUUACAUUCUAUCAUCUAGUUGAGUCCGCGCUCAGUACUAGCUAGUAACAUAGUGUUUGAUAGCACAUUGCACACAAAACGUUGCAUAUUCGCGCCAUUGGCAUUGGCACGGGAUAAUGCUAAUGAGAAACCCCCUUACCUGGGGGUACUUGCUUAGUCAGCAGAAACCCUGCUGACUUUCAAUACUGUCAGGUUCUGUAGCACAAUUAGAUGUUAACUCGAUUAUAAUUAACCUCGCUGGAUUUUAGAA
Suillus bovinus is the source of this 521-nucleotide messenger RNA. RefSeq names its product NADH dehydrogenase 1 beta subcomplex subunit 3. Gene Ontology annotation, cellular component: mitochondrion. The transcript is spliced from 3 exons. Gene Ontology annotation, biological process: electron transport chain; mitochondrial respiratory chain complex I assembly. The record is from RefSeq and is a predicted model, not a curated record. Lineage: Eukaryota; Fungi; Basidiomycota; Agaricomycetes; Boletales; Suillaceae. The coding region runs from base 37 to 231 and encodes 64 amino acids.